This is a messenger RNA of Aspergillus piperis CBS 112811, 1050 nucleotides long. RefSeq lists its product as uncharacterized. The coding region runs from base 1 to 1050 and encodes 349 amino acids. The transcript is spliced from 2 exons. Lineage: Eukaryota; Fungi; Ascomycota; Eurotiomycetes; Eurotiales; Aspergillaceae. The record is from RefSeq and is a predicted model, not a curated record.
AUGGCUUCAUCUAAGAAGAAGAGAAAUCAGUCCAAAUCCAAAAACUCGUCAUCCAAACGUCGCAAGGUCGUGGAGACAGCUCCUGAGGCACCUGACCAGUCCGAGGAGGCUGUUCCUCAACCGACCGUUUCACUCCAGGCUCAGCCUGUGAGCCCGGUAGACUCAUUGUCCAGUAACGUCUCCUUCAAGCUCCAUCAACGCCUCGAGCGCUUUGACGACCUUGAACCGUCCGGCAUUAUAGUCGACGUUAAGCCACCGGAUGAUAUCAAAGAGUAUGCAGAUAGCACGGUCUUGGGUAGCAAGAAGCUCCGAAUAGUGGAGCAGAGCAAAGUAGUGGAAGCGUUCAUGGCGAAGAUAGCUGAGCUCAGCCGCAGAAACAACAUGAAACAUGAGUGGGUAGGGCUCAUACAUAAUGCUAUUCUUCACAUGAACCUAGAGAACAGGGUAGCGUUCAGGACUGUUGAAGAUAAAGAGCACCGAUCUCGACCUGACAUUUGUGUUGGGCUGAGCGAGUCUCACCUACGAGAAAUCCUAUACAAAGACCCGGAUGAUACAGCCGCGAAAGAUUUCUGGAACAAGUUGAAAGAAAAAGAUGGAGUGAUCAGUGAUCCAUACGCGAAGCCGCAGUAUCUGCGCUUUCCAUUCUUCAUCGUGGAAGUCCGGGCCGACUUCAACGGAGAUAACCUGCAUCAGGCCCAGAAUCGAGCUGCAGUUGGUGCUGCUGGGGCACUCUGGAUGCUUCAGAUGCUCUCUGACAAUAGGAGUGGAACGAAAAGCGCGAAGUCCAAGAAGGGCUUUGAUGUUACCAAUCUUCCGGUAUUCUCACUUGUUUCGGAGGGAGCAACAUUCCAACUCUGGGUUCAUUACCGGAAAAUGGUUCCGGGAGACAGCACGGACAAGAUCGAAUACUGUUCCGCACAUGUCAAGUCAUGGCAUGCAAAUGGUGAAAAAGUCUGUUAUAAGAUUCUGAGAAAUAUUUACGCCAUCCUAAGAUGGGGAGUGGGUGAAUACAAGAAUAAGGUGGUUGAGGCGCUCAAGUCAUAUGUGUGA